Amphimedon queenslandica is the source of this 2934-nucleotide messenger RNA. Its product is annotated as interferon regulatory factor 5-like. Gene Ontology annotation, molecular function: DNA-binding transcription factor activity, RNA polymerase II-specific; RNA polymerase II cis-regulatory region sequence-specific DNA binding; protein binding. NCBI's taxonomy places the organism in Eukaryota, Metazoa, Porifera, Demospongiae, Haplosclerida, Niphatidae. Gene Ontology annotation, biological process: immune system process; regulation of transcription by RNA polymerase II. Gene Ontology annotation, cellular component: nucleus. The record is from RefSeq and is a predicted model, not a curated record. The transcript is spliced from 10 exons. The coding region runs from base 380 to 2437 and encodes 685 amino acids.
AGGGCGAGGGACUGCCUUGGUUUACAGACUACAAGAGAUUGUUUGCGGUUGUUGCUUCAUUUUCGCUUUCAGACUGUCUGAGCACGCGACGCCAUGCUUCCUCCCUUUUGCCUUCCCUCUUUAUAUCCUUAACGGAACUUGUACUAGAAUAUAAAAGGGAGAGAGGGAGAGGGAGGUCUGCUGGAAGGAGAUAAAGACUUUGGGACCUUGAUAAGCCUGCAAUUGACCUUGGAGGACCUGUGUCAGUUUACCUCUUCUGUUUGCUUCCAGAGAUAUACAGCCAACUGCUCCUUUCUCCAAGACUUCUCCUUCUCCCUCCUUUUUUCAAUUUGCAAAGAGAGAGAAAGAAAACAAACUUGGAGAGAAGAUUUUAAAAAACAUGUCUCUUGUGCAAGCUUCAGCACCCUCUUAUAAAAUUGGCAGCACUAAAAUGCAAGAAGGAAUGUAUACUGACCAUUUACAAUCUUCUACACAUCAUUCAGAGUUGCCAGUUUUGCUCAAGCUGGAUCACUCACCAUCACCAGAUGAAGGUAUGACCAGCUCUGAGCCUCCUGUCCAACAAACAAUGGUCUAUACUAAGUUAUCUGAUGAUUCUGAAGAUAACAAUCUUGAAAUUAAUGUUGAUGAUGAUAAUGAUGAAGACGAUGAUGAUAACCCGAGGACCAGCGUCCUAUCUACCACUGUACCAGUGACCUCCCACACCCGACCCAGUGUUAUUAACUUAGGUGCUUCAUGUACUAAUAAUAUAUACGACACCACGCCCACCAACCAUACCCCCACGCCCUCUAAAGAGUACUCUAGCCUUGCCCACAAUGGCGAGAGGCCGGAGAGGAUGAGGGAGUGGCUAGUUCGUAUGAUUGAUAGCGGUCGGUUCAUGGGGCUGGAGUGGAUGGAUCAAGAGGCGGCCAUUUUUAGAGUCCCGUGGGUCCACGCUAAAAAGAGAGACUAUAAUCAGGAAAGAGACGCUGCACUGUUUAAGGAAUGGGCUAUACACUCUGGUAAAUAUGGUGAUGGCUCAGACGUUACAACUUGGAAGAUUAAUUUCAGAUGCGCCCUGAACGGAUUGAAGGACAUUAUAGAGAGGAAGGAGCUUGAGGGUCCAGACUGUAGAGUGUACCAAAUGCUACCGUCAUCAUCCCCUGGCCGAAGGAGGAAAAGGCGUCGCCCCAUUAUCCACUACAGUGAAAUGAUGCAGCUCCAGUCUGGGACUCCGCCCGAGAGAAGUAUCCGCCCGAAACUGGAGCUACCACUAGGAGGAGGUGUGGCUUAUGCUAACUCUGACACGCCCACCACGCCCAUACCAACAACUCCGAUACAUUUGGUUCCGAUAGUUACCUGUGCAGCUAAUUUUUCUUUUCCAAUUCCGGUCGCUACCAUCCAAACCACACCCACGACAGCUCAGCAGUUUCCUCUCACUCCUAGUCCAACUUUGAUCCCAAAAUACCGUCCGUUUAUUCCUCAUACUAUUCGUACUAAUUUAGACACGCCCCCUGAUAAUGAGACACAUGUUGUCCUUCCACGGCAGAGAAACUACGGUAGUACCAGUGGGGGGAGUGAGCGAUCGAUGACUCCAUCGUCUGCUAACGAAGUCAAUGUUGCUGCAAGAUCUCCUAUGAUACUAUCUCCUAAUGCCCUGCCCAUUGCCACGCCCACUAAUUACGUAUUUUCUCCUAAAACAGCCGAGAAUAAAGUGCUAGGAGUACCUCUGUACCCGCCCCUUAAGACUGGGAGAGUAAGAUGGCCGCCAGCACAAUUUGCAAACAAUCCUAAUGCUCUUACAAUUCGUAUCAUGUAUGGUUCCAUCACAGUACACAUGGAGACUUUUGACUGCUCUAAAGGACUGAGGAUAUUCUAUGGCCCCCUCCAUUGCAGGGACGUCCUCUCUCCUCAGGAAGAGGAGAUGCUUUUUGGACCCCUUAGCGCCCACCAGCUCUCAAUAUCUCCCCGCCACCCCAGCCCCCUUUCCACAGAAAUUUUCAGAACCCUCAAGAGGGGUCUGAUAAUCGAGGCGAGCGAGGGGGCAGUGUAUGCGACGGCUUUAUGUCGGACUGUCAUUUACUCUGGAUCCUCUCCGAUGAAAAACUCCGGGUCGCUCGAAAAAGAAGAAAAAGUCAAGGUUUUUGAUUUUCGUAGCGGGUUUCUCCCGGAAUUAAAAACUUCUUUAGAAACUCGCUCAAACGUAGUACCUAAACCUUACGCCCUCUUCAGUUUUGGACAGCACUGGGGCUCUGAUCGUCCGCUAUUGAAAAACCUCAUAACUCUAGUCGUCUCUCACUGUGGGGCUCUCAACGAGCUAAAGAACUCCAACGUGACCCUCUACGACGAGUUACUCUAUGAACCAAUUGAGAAUCAAGACAUACGAAUUAUAUCGCCUACUAAAAUGGACUUGGAAGCCGAGGAGUUUCUUAACCCUUCGUCAUCAUCAUCGUCUCCUUAGAAUACAUUUUUCCUCUUCCCUCUCUCUCUCUCUUUUACAUUUUCGUUUUUCUCCGUACUCAGUAAUUUUAUUCGUUGAAUAUUUGAAUGGGAAUAUUUAUUAAUCUCCUCUCUCUUUCUCUUAAUACCAAUCCUUAUGCUCAGGCUAUUAUACGCAUUAUCCAUUUCUCCUCUUCACAUAUGCACGUUAAUGUCAUUGAUGUUUCUUUUCUCAUCGUUCAUUCUAGUUUAUUCCUUUAUAUCUUUAUUCAAAAAUUUUUCUUUAAUUUUCAAUUCCUCUCUCUCUCUGCUUAACUUUUCUUCAAUUUCAUUCAUUUCUUUUUAAAAUGAAUCUCCCUAAUUUUUUCUCAUUUUCACAUUAUUAUUAUUAUUAUUUAUAAUGUUUCUCUGCCCCAAACGAUUCCUUUUACUUUUAUAUUGCAACUUUUCUUCUAAUUUUUCACUUUAUUUUUUUUAGAUUUUAAUAAUAAUAAUAAUAACGACAAUAAUUAAAUUCAA